Aspergillus melleus is the source of this 431-nucleotide messenger RNA. It is a transcript of the gene MRP2, whose product is annotated as mitochondrial 37S ribosomal protein uS14m. The record is from RefSeq and is a predicted model, not a curated record. Gene Ontology annotation, molecular function: structural constituent of ribosome. Gene Ontology annotation, biological process: translation. The coding region runs from base 67 to 408 and encodes 113 amino acids. Gene Ontology annotation, cellular component: ribosome; mitochondrial small ribosomal subunit. The transcript is spliced from 2 exons. NCBI's taxonomy places the organism in Eukaryota, Fungi, Ascomycota, Eurotiomycetes, Eurotiales, Aspergillaceae.
UCCAAACUGCGGCCAAACCGACAGACCUCAUUGCGCCUUGUCCCUCAACUCAGACAUCCAGUCACCAUGUCGUUCUUCCGGUCGAAGAAGCUAGACCUCGGCGGUUUCGUCAACAUCCGCGCAAUUCGCGACCACACCAAGCGGAAGGCUUUCGAGCAGUACGAGCCCGAACGCCAAGCUCUGCGCUACAUCAUCCGCAACACCUCCCUCCCUCAGCGUACCCGCGCGCAGGCUCAAUUGCAGCUCACCCAGAUGCACGCCUACACUCGUCCCACGCAGAUCAAGAACCGCUGUGUCGCUGGUGGUAUUGCACGUGGUAUCAUCCGUGACUUCAGAAUUGCCAGAGUAAGUGCUCAAGAUGGUGGCGGUAUCUCCGAUACGAACUCGGCUAAUGCAGUUGCUAUCUAGUACCAAUUCCGAGAACAGGCGCU